AUGGAGAAAAACCAUGGAGCUAUUACAGACCAGGAGACCAUCUCAUUGCUGUUACCACCACUGGAACAAAAAUAUCUCCCGUUAUGUUCCCAUUCAAUGCAGCUCCUUCUAGUCAGUCUAACUCGCCGGAGAAGAUGCACUCAGAAAUCUCUACUGAACACCAAAGUGGAAAGAAAUUGGAUCUGGUACCGAUAUAACCACCAUAUUUACACUUUGAUGAAUACUCUGGCCCAUGCCUUGAAUGCUGCAUAUUCCUCCAUAUCCAAGAGGAGAAGAAAAGAGGGAGAAGAGAAGCUGGAGACUCAAAGGCUGCAGCCAUGGCAGUUCCAUCCAUUUCUGAAGAAGAAUGAGUUUUGCAAUCUUUCCCACAUGAAACUGUACUUGGACCAAAAUGGUGAUGUGGCAGCAGAUCUGAACAUCAUAAGCUUCAUAGUUCUCUCCAGGGAGGAUCCCAUUAGAAAGCAACUGGGGAGUUUUGAAAGACAGAGACUUAUUAUCAAUCAAGAUGCUCUUUCACAGCUAAAGUUGCUCAAUAAGUCUCUGCCUCAGUCCAAAUGUGUGGAAAAUUGUCAUCCUGGAUUUUUCAAGCAAGCUCGAAAAGGAGAGCCAGUUUGCUGCUAUGAUUGUGUUCCUUGUCCAGAGGGGACCAUCUCCACUCAGGAAGAUACUGAAAAAUGCACCAAGUGCCCAGAUGAUCAAUAUGCAACAGAGAGCAGAGUCCAAUGUAUCCCGAAAAGAAUAACCUUCCUCUCCUAUGAAGAACAUCUGGGCAUCAUCCUGGUGUCCAUUGCCCUACUCUUGUUCCUAUUCACAGGAUUCAUUUUAAUCAUAUUCCUUAAAUACCUAGAAACUCCCAUUGUCAAAGCCAACAACCGGGACCUCUCCUACAUCCUCCUGGUCUCCCUCUUGCUUUGCUUCUUGUCCUCCUUUUUCUUCAUUGGACGACCAAGGAAAGCCACCUGUCUUCUCCGACAAACAGUGUUCAGCAUUGUCUUCUCAAUAGCUGUGUCAUCUGUGUUGGCCAAAACAAUCACGGUGGUGCUGGCAUUCUUAGCCUCAAAACCAGGGAACAAAGUGAGAAGAUGGUUGGGGAAGAGCUUGGCCAAUGCCAUCAUCCUUUCUGGUUCUGCUGGACAAAUUUUGUCUGUGCCUUAUGGCUGGGGAUUUCUCCUCCAUUCCCUGACUCUGACUUAA
Molecule: messenger RNA, 1194 nt
Organism: Pantherophis guttatus
Lineage: Eukaryota; Metazoa; Chordata; Lepidosauria; Squamata; Colubridae
Source: RefSeq, a predicted model, not a curated record